CUUUGAUAUCCAUUUCUUGAAUAUAAAAUCACUUUCUAGAACAAUUUAUUAGUCGCAAUUACCAUGUCGCAAGAACCCCUCUAUUCAUUGAAUACCUGGGAGAAGAAUAGACCUGGCGAUUUUCUAGACCGUCUUUUGCCCCUUACAUGCCUCUCUGACUCCCUCGACUUACCGGAGGGGAAAUACACUUAUCCGAACAAUUCGAGAAAAGAUUCAUUGAAGGUCCAACGGGGAGACGGUGCGGCUAGCAAUGAAUCUGCUUGCAAUAUGUCCAUUCCUCGCACGCUUCCUUCCUUGGCAGAGAUGUCAACUUCGACCGGGUUUUCGGGCACUAUAAACACGGCGCUGGCCAGCGAAGUUGAUAUGCAUCACAUACUUCCCACAGACGAUGACGACAACUUUGUUGCUCCAGAUGUUCAAUAUCCUUUUAUCUGCCACUGCCUAUUCCGAAUUCUGGGCUGCGAAAAGUUCUUCAACAACGUGGGGGAAUGGAAAACUCACGUCACGAGCCACUUCAACUUAAAGCCGGUGCCACAGAGUGUAGCUUGUCAAGUUUGCAAGCAGAGGUUCCACGGUGCUGAAGAUGACGAGGCAUGGUUCAAAAUGCUUGAUCACAUUGCUCUUCAGCAUGUCCAGCAAGGGCAGACGUUGGUGGGAACAUCUCCUGGUUAUGAGCUCAUGCACCAUUUGUACUGCCAAGGCAUUGUAUCGCAAGAACAAUUGAAACUCUUGCAGCACGGAGAUCGGGAUUCAGAGUCAUAUGGCCCAGCAGGCCGAGGAGGUGUCAGCCCGACCGCUGAGCCCUACUACGUCAGCGCCAGCAGCCGACGCGAGCGUCGAAUGAGAGGCAGAAGGAUCUGAAGGUGAAAACAAGGAAAACGCGCAGCUUGCCUCUUGAGGUGAGCUCUCGGUCCUCUUUGAACUAUUUUUUUUCUCAGCAGAGGGUUUAAGCACUGCUGUGUUAAGCUUGAUGCUUGAAAUCCGCUGCUCAGAUGACACCAGGCAUCGCAAGCUUAAAGCACACUCUGGCUAUGUGCUGGAAUUAUACGUCUUUCAUAAUGUGUUUGUAUUUGGGGGAGUCGACGGCCCAUUUUUAGCAGGCUGUCGCUGGAACUCUCGAAUUUUCGUUUCAGAAAUUGCUGGUCUUGUGGUUCUGGCAUUGGAGAAAUUUUUUUUUUUUUCUUUUUUUGGCUCGCAUGGAGUGAAAUCUUCUGGCAGAAGUUGUUUUCCUAUUUUGUUCCCAGAGCUCGAUAAACUGUGAGACUGAACGGCGUUUGAGAGCCGCGGUGCCCCUUGGGACUUGAGAUUCUUAACUAUUUCGGCCACCAUAGUCAGGUGCAUAGUACAAUUUAGCUCGAUUCAUACACAGAG
This is a messenger RNA of Coccidioides immitis RS, 1371 nucleotides long. RefSeq lists its product as uncharacterized. The coding region runs from base 64 to 861 and encodes 265 amino acids. The record is from RefSeq and is a predicted model, not a curated record. Lineage: Eukaryota; Fungi; Ascomycota; Eurotiomycetes; Onygenales; Onygenaceae. The transcript has 2 exons.